Molecule: messenger RNA, 702 nt
Organism: Penicillium verhagenii
Lineage: Eukaryota; Fungi; Ascomycota; Eurotiomycetes; Eurotiales; Aspergillaceae
Product: HD domain-containing protein
Exons: 1
Coding region: 1-702 (233 amino acids)
Source: RefSeq, a predicted model, not a curated record
AUGGCGGAAAUUAACCCGCAAUUUGAGAGUCUGUACGACGACAUGUCCACCUUUGUGGACGCUUGCAUGUCAGGCCAUGAUCCCUCACAUAACCCGCCCCAUGUACACCGGGUGGUUAAGCUCGCCCUCAAGAUCCUUGAUUCAGAACGAAAGUUAAACCCAGACACACAGUACUCUGAGGCCGUCGUCAAGCUUGCAGCCUUGCUCCAUGAUAUUGGAGAUCGGAAGUAUUUGCCGAAUCUAUCGACGGAUACAGCCGAGCCGGGCUCUUUGAACCCGAAGACAAUGGUUGAACACGCAUUGCUGCAGCGUGGUGCACCGGCAGACCUAGCCUCCCGGGUACAGACCAUUGUCUCCCACGUGUCAUAUUCCACAGAGUGCAAGGAUCCCUCUGUGAUCCAACGACUGAUUGAUCAAGAUGGGCUGGUGGAGCUUGCGAUUGUUCAAGAUGCUGAUCGACUGGACGCAAUAGGGGCCAUUGGUAUUGGUCGGUGUUUUACCUUCUUGGGUGCUCAGGGCAAGAAGUUUGCUGGCGAAGGGGGGUGGGUCAUGGAUAAUGCAAUUGAGCAUUUCGGGGAUAAACUGGAGAAGCUAGAGAAGAUGAUGAAGACAGCGACGGGAAGGAAGAUGGCUCAAGUGCGGACAGAAAGAUUGAAGACCUUCGAGGGAUGGUGGGCAGAGGAGAUGGGGGAGUCAGCUUGA